This is a messenger RNA of Acaulospora morrowiae, 120 nucleotides long. The record is from the annotation of a GenBank genome assembly. NCBI's taxonomy places the organism in Eukaryota, Fungi, Glomeromycota, Glomeromycetes, Diversisporales, Acaulosporaceae.
UGCCAGGAAACCCAGGAAACUUCAAAAUUAUCGUUCGUCGCGGACUUUCAAACGACUUUUCAAUUGCCUUCCGAUAUAUUAGCAAGUCAGUCACCUGACGAUCGAGGUCGUCAAUCCUGA